AUGAUCAAGUCCAGCCCAAUUCCACGGCUGGGGGUGCGCCCCACGCUUGUCAGCAGCGCACCCACCCGUCGCGGUCUCCAUGGCCUGGCCGUCGGUGUGGUCCGAGAGUCAGACAAGGAUGAGGCGCGCGUCGCCAUUGCCCCGGCUCACGCAGCCAAGCUCAUCAAGGCCGGUGCCACCGUCACCGUCGAAUCAGGUGCCGGCGAGCGCAGCGGCUUCAAGGACGAAGAAUAUCGUGAGGCUGGUGCGCAAGUAGCCGACGCUGCUCACACCUGGCAACAGCAACUUGUGGCCAAAGUCUUGCCCCCGACUGCCGAUGAGGCUGCCCGCAUUGAGAACCGCACCCUCCUUGGCAUUGUCCAGCCCAACGUCCACCCAGAGCUCACCAAGCAGCUCGCCGGUCAAGGCGCGACCGUCCUUUCCCUUGACAGCCUCUUGCGUACCCUCUCCCGCGGCCAAGCCUUUGAUGUUCUCAGCUCCCAAGCCAACGUGGCCGGCUAUCGCGCCGUCAUGGAAGCCGGUAUCCACUUGCCUCGCCCGCUAGCGGGCUCAACCUCAGCCGCUGGCAAAGUGCGCCCUGCCAACGUGCUCGUUGUUGGCGCCGGUGUGGCCGGUCUUGCCGCCCUGCAACUAGCCAAGAAGAACGGCGCCAUCACCCACGGAUUUGAUGUCCGCUCCGCCGCCAAGGAGCAAGUUGAAGCCGUCGGUGCCAAGUUUGUCGUAGUGGACUCUGGUGAGGAUGGCUCUGGACAGGGCGGCUACGCCAAAGAAAUGAGCCCCGAAUGGUUUCAGGCCGCCGAGCGCAAAUUGCUUGAGCAAGCCAAGAACAUGGACGUCAUCAUUACAACUGCCCUCAUCCCAGGCAAACCGGCCCCCAAGCUCAUCACCAAAGCCAUGGUUGAAGCCAUGCCCAAGGGCGGCGUUACAGUUGACCUGGCUGCCAAGGCAGGGGGCAACGUGGAAACCACCGUGCCCGGUCAGGUCGUCACCCUGCCCGGCGACAAGACUUGCGUCGGCUACACCAACAUGGAGUCGCGCAUGGCUCCCACAGCCAGCUUUCUGUUUUCAGGCAACGUCUCCAAUUUUCUUCUCUCGAUGCAAGAUGCCGACAAGAACUACACCGUGAACCUGGAGGAUCCUGCUGUCCGAUCCGUGUGUGUGGUUCACAAAGGAGAAAGCCUGCCCCCAUAUGUCCCUCCAGCCCCCAAAACCCCUCCACCCCAGUCCACCACUCCCGAACCCGAAGCUCCUCCGCUCAACCCCCAGACAGAGUACUUGCGCUCGGCAGGCCUGGCCACCAUCGGUACCUCUUCGGCACUGGCGCUCGCUAGUUUCGUGCCCAACUCGGCCAUGAUGUCCACCUUUGCUCUGAGUUGCUGGGUGGGUAACAGCUGUGUUAAGGGCGUCACGCACGCCCUCCAUUCGCCUCUGAUGGCGCAGACCAAUGCCAUCUCUGGUCUUACCAUUGUCGGUGGCAUGCUGCAGCUCGGUGGUGGUUAUCUCCCAGGUACCGUCCCACAGGUGCUAGCAGCAACCGCUGUUGGACUGUCUGCCGUGAACCUGGCGGGUGGAACGCUGGUCACCAAGAAAAUGCUGGAUAUGUUCCGCCGCCCCGAUGACCCACCUGAAUACAACCACUACUACCUGGCUCCUGGUGCGGUUGCCAUCGGCAGUGCGGCCCUGCUUUACGGCACGGGUAAUGCCCCGGCGGCCCUGGCACCCAUGCUCGGACUGGCCUCGGCGCUGGGCUGCGUUGGAGGCAUUGCCUGUCUAUCCUCGCAGCAAACCGCCCGCCUGGGCAUUUAUGUUGGUUUGAGCGGCAUUGCAACUGGCAUCACUUCCACCCUGGCAUAUAUGCAUCCAGAGCAGACUGCCACGUAUGCCCAGCUGCUGGCCCUGGGUGGCAGCGGUGCUGCUCUGGGUGGCUAUUUGGCAACCAAAAUCAGUCCCACUGAGCUUCCCCAGGCGGUAGCUGCCUUCCACUCGCUUGUGGGUAUUGCAGCCACUUGCACAGCCGUCGGCGACUACAUGCUUCACGACCAAAGCAAAAUGGAAGCUUUCCACAAUGCGUCAGUGUAUCUCGGGGCGUGGAUGGGUGCCAUCACCGCGACAGGGUCUGUCAUUGCUUACGGCAAACUCGCCGGCUCCUUGGGCUCUGCCGCGCUCAAGCUUCCUGGACGUGAUGCCAUCAAUGCCGGCUUGGGUCUGACCAGUGUUGCUGGCCUUGCUGGCUUCUUGAUGACCAAGGACCCCAUGCUUGCUCAAAUGAGCCUCGGUGCGGGUGUGGUCUCGUCUGGUGCCUUGGGCUUGCACAUGACAGCCUCCAUUGGCGGCGCCGAUAUGCCAGUCGUGAUCACCUUGCUCAACUCUUACUCUGGUUGGGCCCUUUGUGCCGAAGGCUUCCUGCUGGACCAGCCGCUGUUGACCGUGGUGGGUGCCCUCAUCGGGUCGUCGGGCGCCUUCCUCACGCGUGUCAUGUGCGAUGCCAUGAACCGAUCUCUCCCAAACGUCAUUUUGGGUGGCUUUGGAACGCCCACGGGCGCAGCCGCCAAGAGCGACGGUAAUGCUGAAGCACUCAUUCACACGGAAACAGACGCCACCGGCGCUGCAGAAAUGUUGCGCAGCGCCGACAAGGUUGUGAUUGUGCCUGGUUAUGGCUUGGCCGUUGCUCAAGCUGCCAGUGUGGUGGCCGACAUUGCCCUGCGCCUCCGUGAGGAGGGCAAGGAUGUCAAGUUUGCUGUUCACCCAGUGGCAGGACGCAUGCCGGGCCAGCUCAAUGUGCUGCUGGCCGAGGUUGGCGUGCCCUAUGACAUGGUUUUCGAAAUGGAAGACAUUAAUGAUGAAAUGGCAGAUGCUGAUGUGACGUUGGUCAUCGGGGCCAACGACACGGUGAACAGUGCGGCCGAAGAGGACCCCAACAGUGCCAUUGCGGGCAUGCCCGUCAUCCAGGUCUGGAAGUCGAAGAAGGUCAUCUUUAUGAAGCGCAGCAUGGCUGCUGGCUAUGCUGGCGUUGAUAAUCCCGUCUUCUUCAAGGAAAACACGGACAUGUUGCUUGGUAAUGCCAAGGACACGUGUGAUGCCAUCAACAAGGCGCUUCAGGCAUAG
Messenger RNA from Monosiga brevicollis MX1, 3105 nucleotides. RefSeq lists its product as uncharacterized. The record is from RefSeq and is a predicted model, not a curated record. Gene Ontology annotation, molecular function: NAD binding; NADP binding. The transcript is spliced from 3 exons. NCBI's taxonomy places the organism in Eukaryota, Choanoflagellata, Craspedida, Salpingoecidae. Gene Ontology annotation, cellular component: mitochondrial inner membrane. Gene Ontology annotation, biological process: NADPH regeneration; proton transmembrane transport. Bases 1 to 3105 code for a protein of 1034 amino acids.